CCACGCAGUGUGACAACUUGUCACCAAUUUUCGCAGAUUUUUCAGUUCUGUUCUGUCGCUGUACUACUUCUGAAAGUGAGCGCAGGUGUAUUCUGGUUUAGAGAUUUGGUAGUUGGAUCUUUUAAAUUUCUAGUUUGUUUUGAAAGACGGACUAUCAAACGGUGUAGAAUCAGAAUUCCAGUCUCUGUCGGCUCUGGAUUUCCAUGCCAGCGUUUUGCCGUUAAUCACGUUAAUGGCUAAUGCGCUGAUGUUAUCUGCAUCGACGAAAUCUUCAGGAAUUCGGGCUGCAUAUUUUUAAGGAGCGUGAUCUUGAACAAAAUCGUUGCUGCAUAGGCGGUGCCGCGGUAGCACAAUAUUUAUCAGAGAAAUCGCUCCGAUCAGCGUGCGGAAGAUGUCGACGCAUAUAAGAAACCUGGGUGCCAACCAGAACACGAACGGGCAUUCCACCCCCAAAGCAGAGCUUUUGUACAAGAUUGACGAUUUCACUGAUGAUAUUAAUGGGGCUGCUAUUAUUGCUCGGGAAGACGGAAUUAUAACAAUAUCUGAGGACAGAACUGUGAGAAUUUGGUUGAAACGGGAUAAUGGAAAAUAUUGGCCCAGUAUUUGCCAGUACAUGCCUACUGCGGCCAGCGCUUUUGCAUAUAAUUCCGAAACACGAAAGCUCUUUGUGGGAACUGACGCAGGACUGAUCUCUGAAUACGUUAUUUCCAAUGAUUCCAAUAGACUCACCCAUUUGAAGGAUUACACAGGCCAUACCAAACGUGUCACCGCGUUGCACUUCGCACUGGAAUGUGAAUGGCUGCUCAGCUGUGGUCGCGAUAAAACCGUACGGUGGUACUGCAGCGAAAGCGGAAGACAGUUAGGGAUUUUCUCACUACAAGGAUGGGCCACCGCUUUACAGUUUGAUUUUGCUUCGAAGUACGCAUUCGUGGGAGAUUAUUCCGGAGCUAUCAGUGUACUACGCAUUAACGAAACUGGCCAUCAACUGGUUUCGACGAUCAAAGGCCACAAUGGAUCCGUGCGUUCCUUGGCCUGGGACGCCAAGAGGCAGUUGCUGUUUUCCGGUGGAUACGAUCAGAAUGUGAUUGUAUGGGAUAUUGGCGGAAAAGAAGGGGUUGCCUAUGAACUUCAAAUUCACAAUGGGAAAGUGGCUACGUUGUUUUACGCACCAGCUACUCAGCAACUGUUGUCCGGUGGAGAUGAUGGUGUUGUGGCCGCUUGGGACAUGUCUAUAAAAAGAAAAGAGACUCCGGCUUGGGGCGAAAGCGACACAUGCCAACAGUGUAAUAAGCCUUUUUUCUGGAAUUUCCGAAUGAUGUUCGAUACAAAAACGAUUGGAAGUCGACAGCAUCAUUGCCGCCAUUGUGGGAAAGCUGUGUGUGAUCCAUGCAGUCCCAACACAUUGCCUAUACCGAUUAUGGGCUUCGAGAGUGCCGUGCGUCUGUGCAAACUGUGUUAUAAUUCUUUGAAAGAUGAACCACGUCCCAGUCAUGCCAAUGUCAUUAACGUUAUGCACUCCCUUAUCUGCAUGGAUAUUGACGAAACGAAAAAGCGAAUGAUCACCGUCGGUCAGGACAAAGUCGUAAAAAUUUGGGAUGUGCGACAGCUGCUGGUCAGUUCGACGGAAUCACAUGAGUAACUGCACACACUUCGCUGGCCACUGCUUUUCAAGGGGAUUCAUCACGUUUUGAGCGCUUUCUGUUGCGGCAUGUUCUGUGAUUGGUGAUACUUAAUUUUCCAGUUUGUCUUACCGCAGCAAGAAAUCUUGAUGUUAAUGAUUAUGUUACUGUAUUUCGGCUGAUUAUAAUUUUUAUUUACGAGUAUUCAAAUUCGGUUUGAUUUUGUUUUAUUGUGUAUACAGAUACAGUAGACUGUUCGCUAAGCGAAUAUUGCGUUAAUGUUCAACCUAAUAAUAAAGGAAUUUCGUCUA
Molecule: messenger RNA, 1930 nt
Organism: Paramacrobiotus metropolitanus
Lineage: Eukaryota; Metazoa; Tardigrada; Eutardigrada; Parachela; Macrobiotidae
Product: WD repeat and FYVE domain-containing protein 2-like
Exons: 8
Coding region: 392-1639 (415 amino acids)
Molecular function (GO): protein binding; metal ion binding
Source: RefSeq, a predicted model, not a curated record